Emiliania huxleyi CCMP1516 is the source of this 831-nucleotide messenger RNA. RefSeq lists its product as hypothetical. The transcript has 3 exons. NCBI's taxonomy places the organism in Eukaryota, Haptophyta, Isochrysidales, Noelaerhabdaceae. The record is from RefSeq and is a predicted model, not a curated record. Bases 1 to 831 code for a protein of 276 amino acids.
AUGCGCUCCGCCCCGCCAUCACGCGCUCUCGACCGGGACUUCAGCCUCAAGUACGCGCUGCGGCAGGAGGAGGUCGAUGUCACCGACUUCUCCGCGUACCUCGUCCGGGAGGAGCCGCGCGAGGGCGGCUCCUACUCGGCUGGCGCCGGCGUGCUUCUGCUGCCUGACGCGGCUGGCUGGAAGCACGCGCGCACACGACGGCUCGCUGACCGUCUCGCCGUCUUCUGCUCGUGCCUCGUCCUCGUUCCUGAUCUUCACCGCGGCGCAGCCGGCUGGGAGGGCCCCGCGGCGGGCACUGCCUUCGACGCGUGGCAGAGCGGGCUUCCACCCGCCCGCCUCGCGUCCGACGCUCGUGAGUGCGCCGUGCACAUGCGCGCCGACCUGCGUGUGGAGCGAAUGGGGCUGGUCGGGCUCGGGCUCGGCGGGCGGUACGCUCUCGCCGAGAUCUCGCGCGACGCCGCACUCCUCGCCUCGGCCGCCGUCGCCAUCUGCCCACCCGCCGUCGGCAUGGAUGGGCCGCUGGCGCCAAAGGCUUCGCUCGGCAGGAGGCGCGUGGCCGAGUUGCGCGAGUCGCUCGAGAAGCGCUCGCUGCCCACCGAGGGGCGCAAGGCGGAGCGGGGUGACGCGGCGGCGGAGUCGGACGAGUUGCAGGCGGGCGCCGACGACGCGUUGCUGAUGGUCGAGGGCUGGCUCAACGCCCAUCUGCACCGCGCCAAGGGCGCCGCCAGCGGCGAGCCGCCGAGGCCGCCGCCGCGAGACGCCACGGAGGCGGGCGUGCGAGCGCCGCGCCGGUCGGACGAGCUCAGGCGCGGAGCUGGAGCCGACAGCUAG